AGUACACUUAGUUCCUAAAUAUAAUUCGCAUUUACUGUACACUUAACAAUACUAAAAUUAAUUUACAUCUCUCAAAUAAAAAAAGUGUUUGCACAUAAUAAUAAAAGUCUGUUUAAUAAAGUCAACUAGUAAUUAUCAUGUUGAUCAAACUUUAAAACAACCAAAUGAAAGUAAAACUAUAAACUCUGAAUUUUUUUUUAAUACUAUUUCUGCUAUUCUGUUAAUAAAUGAAUUUACUUUCGUCCCAUCAGUCAAAUCCUACCUAGAGCAUCGGUUUUGUGAACCAUUUCAUUUCCAACCGAUUCAUUUAAAAGAUCCGAUUCAAAAGAACAAACCAUUUGCGAAUCGAACAUAGCCAGUGUUUGGAAAGAGGCGGGACAGAGUGAGAGAUAGUGUGAUUGCUAUGGAGACUGGUAAACUGUACUGAGCAGGAAGACCAAAACCAUCAAUAUCGGAUCAGUAAACAUUUAAUGGUUUGGUUAUGACUUCUAACAUGACUAUUUCUGGUUGACAUUACUACACAUGUGAAAGAUGCAACAAGCUCCCAGAACAAAAAUGCAGACCAAACUGAGUACCUGGACACCUCUAAAUCAUCAGCUCUCCAAUGCUCAUGUUUUUGAAGAGAGAAGAAAUUUGCUUGGAAAGUGGUUUGAAAAGUGGACAGAUAGCCAGCGGAAACAGGUGCUACAAGACUGGUUCUCCAGAUGCUCUGCUAGCCAGCUGAAACAUCUCAGACAGACUCUGAGCAGCUGGGUGCCAGAGGAGUCCCUUGACUUCACUAGGGUCCUUCCCAGGGUCAUAUCGCUCUAUAUAUUUUCAUUUCUUGACCCCCGAAGCCUCUGUAGAUGUGCUCAGGUAAGCUGGCAUUGGAAAAUCCUAGUUGAGCUUGACCAGCUGUGGAUGGCUAAAUGUCUGAAACUAGGCUGGUGCAUAACCUUUCCUCCAACACCAUUUGUACAAGGUGUAUGGAAGAGACAUUACAUAGAGACUGUGCAGGAGCUUCACAUUAGCAGGCCCAAGGCGCCUGUGAAGGAAGAGUUUAUUAUCCCUGAGGUGAAAGUAAUUGGCAGUAAGAUAGUGGGGUCACUUCCUGUGACCGGUCACUGGGAGUUGAAGUCUGUCCUCUCCAGUGUCCAUGGGAAGAGUAAAGAUGGGAAUGGCUUGGUGAAAUCAGCCAAAGGUCUUCCGCCGUGGAGAGACUCAGACAGGCAUCCCACUGACACUGUACGCUUUAACUACUUGGAUAACCUUGACCCAGUUGAGCAUGCAAGGCCAGCACUGAUAAAGGGAAAAAGUGCUACAAUAAGACAGGAAAACACUAUGAAAGCACCAUCUCGCUCAACAUACAAGCUGCGCAAGGCCAAAUCUUUGAUGUUUUUAUCCUUGGAUCUCAGUGCAGCUGGAAAGCAAAACAACAGGCCACAAUGGGCAGCACAGAGCUUAGAAGCACUUCCGGCUAACAAGGACUCCAUAAAGAGACUUUCCCAGACCUCCCAAUGGAAUGCAGGGAUACGUCCUGGUCCUGUAAGGCCUCCAGUGCCCAGACUGAGUAAGGAGGGGCUCCGUGCAUCACAGAGAUCCCAUAGAAGCACACCAACCGUGUCUCUUUUCGAAGGACAGCCAUGAAGGAGAACAUAUGAAGAAUCAAAAGAAGCUUGGCACAUAAGGCCAUCUACUGGAUAAUGUUGUGAUAGCUACAUGAACGACAUGAAGUUAUUCAUACAAAGUUAAUUUAUUAUCAUGUCUUUAAUUUAAAAUGAUGUCAUAACUUUAUGUUGAAAGACAAAGCACAAUACAUCAUUUUUUUAUAUGAAUAUUUUUUUCUUCCUUGAAUCCCUCAGAUGUGUUAUUGUCCACUAGAUGUCCCUGUCUGAUCAGAAUGUGUGAGUGAGCAAAUGGUUGAAAUGUUUUUUAUUGUUUACCAUCUUGCUCUCUCUGUAUUCUCAUAUAUGACCCGUGUAUGAGUUUUAAACUGAUUGUUGUAUUUACAAAGGAAAAUAAAAACAGAACAAAUAUGUUAAAUAAUUAUAGAAUAUUUAACUCAGAUUAAAAUAUAUGAAACUGAUAAAACUGUACUCAUUUGGCUGAUUUUUUUAAUAUAUAUAUUUAAAAUUAAUUAAUGGUUAUUUGCAUAAAAACUUUAUUUUCAACUCGUAUCGGCCAACACCUUUAAUUAGAUAAAGCCUUACACAGAAAUGUGUGCAUACACAAUUACACUCUCGUUCAUUAACUGACCAGACAAAAAUGACCAUUAUAUAUUUAUUUUUCUACUAUUAUAUCAAAACAGUUUUGUCUGAGUAAUAAAUCUCGGUUGUGAUAAAUAGAAAGGAAUUUUUUUUUAAGUAUUAAAAUCCUGCCUGUGCAUGAACCAUAGACUGUGAACGCUAUUGAAACAGGACUUUUAUUAUGAAGACGUGCCUCUGAGUUGGCCAUUUUGAACCGGAGCGCCUGUUGCUGUGUUCACGCGGCUGGCUCUGUGGCUGUAAUAUUCAGUACAGUUGGCUCACUGCAGCUGAAGUAGGAAAGUGAAGGUGGAGCUCUCCGGGUGUAGAGUCGGUAGAGCUGACAGAAGUGAAAUCCCUUGAAAAACUGUAUUUGCGGAAAUUACUGAAUCAAGGACAAGUGGAUGAUCUAAAAGGAAGCAUACGUUCUCCUCCAGAAAAG
Messenger RNA from Cyprinus carpio (common carp), 2664 nucleotides. RefSeq names its product F-box only protein 16-like. The record is from RefSeq and is a predicted model, not a curated record. Gene Ontology annotation, molecular function: protein binding. NCBI's taxonomy places the organism in Eukaryota, Metazoa, Chordata, Actinopteri, Cypriniformes, Cyprinidae.